AUGAAUUGGUCUGCAUUGGAGGUCCUCCUGAGCGGAGUCAACAAAUACUCAACAGCGUUCGGCCGUGUCUGGCUGUCCAUAGUCUUCGUCUUCCGGGUGUUGGUGUUCGUAGUGGCGGCUCAGCGAGUGUGGGGCGACGAAAGCAAGGACUUUGUGUGUAACACUGCCCAGCCCGGCUGCACCAAUGUUUGCUAUGACGCCGUCUUCCCCAUCUCCCACAUUCGCUUAUGGGCCCUGCAGCUCAUCUUUGUCACAUGUCCAUCUUUGAUGGUGACAUGUCACGUAAAAUACCGGGAAAAGAAAGACCAGACAUACAGCACCUCACACAAGGGGGCUCAUCUAUACGCCAACCCAGGGAAGAAACGCGGAGGUCUGUGGUGGACGUACUUGGUCAGCCUGAUUUUUAAGGCAGCCUUUGACGCUGGCUUUCUCUACAUCCUGCACUUUAUAUAUCCUGGCUUCGACCUGCCCCGCAUGUCCAAGUGCGACCUGGAACCCUGUCCAAACACAGUGGACUGCUUCAUCUCACGGCCUACAGAGAAAAAAAUCUUCACUCUCUUCAUGGUGGUCUCUUCAAUUAUCUGUAUUAUAAUGUGCAUCUGUGAAAUGAUUUACUUUGUCUGCAAGCGUAUCCUGAAACACAAUAGAAGAAAAAAUGAUAUGAUGAGGCAGGUAUUCGCCGACAAACACGAAAUGACACAGCUGGUGGCCCGCAGGUCCGAGUUCAGGUCCAAAAAUUCGAUCCGUGUGGAUCCCACUGCCUCUAUCAACAACCUCAAUAAUACGACAGUGGAGGAAGGGGGCAAAGAAACUAAAAAUGAUUCACAACGUGAAAACGGCAUUGUGGAGCACAUUUGA
Messenger RNA from Nerophis lumbriciformis (worm pipefish), 858 nucleotides. The record is from RefSeq and is a predicted model, not a curated record. NCBI's taxonomy places the organism in Eukaryota, Metazoa, Chordata, Actinopteri, Syngnathiformes, Syngnathidae.